GGCGAAAGCACGUGAGUAAACAGGAAGUACCUUUGCAUUUCGCGGGUUAUGUGAUAACGCGUGCAUGGAAAUGGCGGAUAUGAAUGCAAUGGAGAAGAAACUGGCAGAGUACAAAUGUGACACCAAUGAAGCCAUUUGUUUAAAAUUAGUGCGUUUUCCAGAGGAUAUAGAUGAUGAAAGUACAACGUUCCAUCCUGAGUAUAGCCAUCAGCUGUAUGGUGAUGAUGAAGUGGCAUUUGGAUACAAAGGCCUUCAGAUUCAGCUUUACUACACUGCUGGCAACCUGAGCACGCUUUUCAAAGUGAAGUACACUUCCAAAGUCAAUGAAAAGUUUGACUGUGUGCAGCCUGAUGAUGUGGAAGGGAAGAUCAGAGAAAUCAUUCCUCCAGGGUUUUGCUCCAACACAGAUGACUUUAUCUCUCUUUUGGAGAAAGAGGCUAACUUUAAACCAUUUGGAAGCCUCUUGCACACCUAUAAAGUUCACAAUGUGGAAGAGGGAGUUGAUCUCACUUACCUGAUACACAAGGCAGAUAUCGCAUGUCCAGGAUUCAGAGAAUACCACGAGCGACUUCAGACAUUUCUUAUGUGGUUCAUUGAGACAGCCAGCUUUAUUGAUGUAGACGAUGAUCACUGGGACUUCUUCCUUGUAUUUGAGAAAUACAAUAAGGAUGGGGAGACUCUCUAUGCUACGGCUGGCUACAUGACAGUGUAUAAUUACUACGUAUACCCAGACAAAACCAGACCACGUGUUAGUCAGAUGCUGAUCCUGCCACAAUUUCAAGGUGAAGGUCAUGGGGCCCAGUUGUUAGAGACGGUUCACCGGUUCUACUGCAACUUACCUAAAGUUCAGGAUAUCACAGCGGAAGACCCAUCUGACAAUUAUGUGAAGUUAAGGGACUUUGUGCUUGUGAAGUUGUGUAUGGAUCUGCCUUCUUUCUCCAACGAAAAACUGGCCCUGGGAUUCAGUGAAGAAAUGGCUACUGAAGCUCGCGAGAAACUUAAAAUCAACAAGAAGCAUGCCAGGCGGGUGUACGAGAUUCUGCGUCUCAGAAACACAGACAUGAGUGAUGAGGAAAAGGCCAGAGAGUUUCGGCUAGAAGUGAAGAGAAGGCUCUUUGGUCCUUACAGGAAGAACCAGCGUGAGCUGAGAAAGAUGCGCAAGUGUUUGAGUGCUGAGGAACUGGCAUCCCAUAUAAGUCACAUGGACACAAAGCUACAGCAUGAAGAACUGGAGAAGAGCUACCAGGAUGUUCUGGGAGAUUAUCGCAGAGUGCUUGAAAGACUGGCCCAGGCAUGAAUACACCCAGCAGGGGGGGUCAGGGGGUAGAUUUACUGUAGUAGGGGCUAGAUGAGUGCUCAACUAUAAAAUGGAUACACACAUUUGACAAGCCUACUCCUACCAUACCUUUGUAAAUCAUAUAAGACCUCACCAAAACAAUGGAUGUGAUGUGUUGGAAUCACAUUUGUUCUCUUGUUCCAGAGAAGAUUUUUUUGGAACAUUUUUCUUUUCUCCUUGUAUUUCAGUGUCUGACUCAGAUGUCAAAUUCAAUAGGUUUUGAAGCACUUCCUAUAAAAGAAAUAAAUGUUUUGUAUAUUGA
Messenger RNA from Tachysurus vachellii, 1598 nucleotides. RefSeq names its product histone acetyltransferase 1 (gene hat1). The transcript is spliced from 11 exons. The record is from RefSeq and is a predicted model, not a curated record. Gene Ontology annotation, biological process: subtelomeric heterochromatin formation. The coding region runs from base 65 to 1297 and encodes 410 amino acids. NCBI's taxonomy places the organism in Eukaryota, Metazoa, Chordata, Actinopteri, Siluriformes, Bagridae. Gene Ontology annotation, molecular function: histone H4 acetyltransferase activity; histone binding. Gene Ontology annotation, cellular component: nucleus.